UAUGUCGGGCGCCCGAGGAGUUUCACGGACUUGGACCGGACGGCGACCGUUUCGCGCGCGACAAUCGCCGGAGAGCACUAGUAGUAUCGGCGGACGUCGUUAGAAUCGAUGUUUUCCACUUUCGAUAGUGCUGUCGGUGCAUUUUAUAUGGCGGGAACGGACCCAUGCACAUUCUCUGUACCUGCUCGUGCCGAGACGGUUAACAGUCCGAAAUUCACGGCACGCGAGUCCGCGCAGUACAUAUUGUCAUUACCGUCGUCGUUGUUACUAUCAUUGUUAUUGUUAAUUAUUAUAUAAUCGUUAUUGUUAUUAUAACUAUUAAUAUAUCAAUACUAUUUCGGUGUGCCGUUCCACGUUUUGAAUAAUUUUCGAUUAAAAAACAAAACAUAAAUAUCGUCAACGUAUUGCAUAAAUUAUUGUUAAAGUCGAUAAAAAAUUAACAUCCGAUCGUAGUACAACACGGGAACGAUUGUCAUUGUAACACGGUGCACUAUAUAUAAUACAUAUAUAUAUAUAUAUACUAUUCGUACAUACCUACCUACACGUCGGAUCCGUAACUGCUAGGAUUGUUUCGUCUUUUUAAUAAUAAUAAAACAAAAAAAAAACUUUGAACUUUCCGAAGAACAUUAGAAAAUAUUUCAAAGUGUUACGAUAUACCCAUCGUGUGAUAUUACAAAACUUGUGGAGAAUAUUCGGCUAUUUAACUUACUUAAUUGAAAGGCGACCGCCGUUUCGAAAAUGGUGAUUCGCGUACAUCAGCAGAAUGGUAUCUUCAAUUCAUCACGGAGCGCGUUCACUCUAUGACGAUCUGCGGUGUGGCCUCCAUGAAGAGCAUGUACCCGGUGGCUUGGAAACCCAAAUACUUUAUGCUCUAUGCUGUCCUACACGUGUGCAGUUUAGACUUGGCACUGGGCGGUAUGUGUUGGGGAUCGAUAGGUAAAAACGGCCUUUGCAAGGACCUGUUGGCUGAGCGUGUGUCAAAAGAUCAAUGUUGCGAGCUGGGCGGCACUUCCGUAUCCACGUCCUGGAGUCCGACUGACUUGGACUCGGGCGCGCUAUUCUUCUGGAGCGUAUUGGGCGACGGUAUACCGUGCACCAGAUGCAAAGGUUCGUGCACGGACGUGGAAUGCGGUGCCGGGAAGGCGUGCGUUAUGCGAUCCGGUUCGCCAAAGUGCAUCUGCUCGCCGAACUGCAAACGGCACGACGGGCUCCGGGCCAAGGGUCCGGUUUGCGGUACGGACGGGGUGUCGUACAAGUCGCACUGCAGGCUGAAAAAGAGAUCGUGCCGCACCCGAGACCAAUCGUUGACGGUCGCCUACCACGGACUGUGCCAGAACUCUUGCGAUAAAGUCAGCUGCCCCGAAGGCAAGUAUUGCUUACAAGACCAGAACCUGAUGCCGCACUGCGUCCAAUGCGCCACUUACUGCCCGCCGGGCAUGUUGCCGUCCAAGCUGGUGUGCGGGUCCGACGGUCGGACUUACCAGAGCACGUGUCACCUACGAGAAGCCGCGUGUCGAGUGGGCAAAGCUAUACCGAUAGCGUACAAAGGGCGAUGCAAGAAGUCGGCCACGUGCGCCACGGUGAGCUGCAAGGGCGGUCAGAAGUGUCUGGUGGAGAAGUCCGGACGUCCGAGGUGCGUGACGUGCAACCUGCCGUGCCCGGAGCCGGAGACGUCGGGCGGCAAGCGCAAGGACACCGGAGGACCUGUGUGCGGCAGCAACGACAAGACGUAUCACUCCUGGUGCCACAUGUUCAUGGACGCGUGCGCCACCGGCCUGGUGAUCGAGACCAAAGCUUCCGGUCCGUGUCGCCGGCACGAAGGCGACGGCAUCGGUGAUACGGACGUAUUCAACGGCAAUUGGAAUUUCGUGAACGCGUCCAACGUCGUGCUGGCCGACGCGGUUUGAACGGGACGGAUUUACUGUUUAGAAACGUGGUAUGAUUCCUCUGCAUAGACAAAUUGAAAUACUACAGAAUAUUAUUUAUAAACUAAUACAUAGUCGCGUGCGUGUGCGCACCGGUACACAUAUUAUAGCGAAAUUAUCAAAAUAUCACAGUACAUUAUAUCGUUAUGUUAUCACGCGUUUGCACUGUUUAAUUAAUGGCCGUUUUUGAAUCGGUAACAAUGUCGAGUGGUGGUGACGAGCAUACCGUUUUCGGUACGGCAUUCGUAACCGCGUGGGCGUGCGCGGAGUUCAAGAGGACGAGUUAGUAGUGUAUUAAUUGUUUAAUCGGUUCGUUUUUUUUUUUUUACACGUUUUCCUUGGCUAGCAUAUUUUGAGUAAAAAAAAAAAAAAAAAGCCUCCGAAAUCUAUGGGGUCGUAAUCGUUUUACUCGCCGUAGGUACCUGCGACGCGCAUUGUUUUUUGCAGCGGUUAUCGGGCGUUUAGUCGGAUAUCCACUUGAACGCUGUUGAAAAACAAUAUCUUACGAGCUAGUUCGACAAACAAUAUCCGUCUAGACUACUUCACGGAUUCUCGCAAUGACCGUGGGGACAAGGCUUGAUAGCAAUAUUAUUGUCCGUGGCAACGUAAGAGGUUAGAUAAUUCGAAUGUAUCUAGAUGCGACAGGUAAUACAGUUGUAUAUAGUUGAAAGAUGAAUAACUUGCAACUAUAAACGUCUAAAUAAAGUCGUCUAACGUAUAAAUUAUCUUAAAAUAGAUAAACGCAGUUCGUCUAGACAAAACAAAGAUAUAAGUUACAUUGUAAAUCGAACUAUUUUUAAACGUAAAGAUAAGAUUAUUUAUUGUUGAACGCUUGUUUAAACUAUGCGAGUUAUAAUAAUAUCACAAGUCUGAUGAAGUUCGUCCGGUUUCUACGUGUGCCAUUACGCCGCUUUAUCAUCUUUCUGCGUAGCGAAAUAGCAUAAUGUUUACUCUUGAAUUCUUGUCUAGACAAAUUCAUACUCCGAAUUUUCUUCGAAUCACCUUCAUAGAUAACGCGAAAUAUUUUCAUCAAGAUAAGGUAAAAUUUAGAUAAAAUCGGUUAAGACUUAUAAUAUUCAACAAUAGUCAGGAAGGCUUGCACUGCAAGUAUCGCGCACGUCCACGUAGGGUGGUAACUGUCGACGCAAAUAGUGUUUGAGUUUUGGGGUUGGAGCCCCCCCACCGGAUCUGACAAUAUUUCAUUGUAAAUUUUAUCAUGAAAAAAAAUACUAAUAUAAAUAGUGUAAUUAUUAAUAUUUGAGAGAUCUAUAAACAGUUUAAGAAGGGGGGGCCAAGGUCUCCCACAACGUCUCAUUUUCGCGUCUACGGUUGUAAAUGUACUAGUAAUAUUUAAUAUAUUGUAAUAAUGUGCACACCCCGAUUUGUUACACGAUUUUAUUCGGAGAUUUGAUUUAAAAACAAAUUUUUACUAUACCUAUAAUAACCGUCGCAGUAUUGUUCACCGCGGGCACAUAAUAAUACGUAGUUUGUAGAAUUUAUAUUAUAAUAUUAUUAUACUCCAGUUUGUAUUUUAUUAAUUAUUAAUGUAAUUUAUUUUAUCGAUUUUCGUGUGAGCUACACGCAAAAUGUGAACGCACCCACAAACGCAUUUGCGUUUUAUACACGUAUAUACAUAUAUAUAAGUUAUAAUUAGUAUUAUAUCUAUUUGUUAUACCGUAUUAUAAUAGUAUUGUAAUAUUUAUUAGUGCUUAAAGGAAUUUUUUUUCACGUGUAUUCGAUGACAAUUGUAUACAAAGAAAAGUAGGCCAAUGAUAACAUAGUAUAAUAAAAAGUUUCUUGUUUGGAUCAUGUUUCAUUUACGAACAAUAUUAUAGUGUCUAGUCAGUUUUUUUUUUUUUUUUUUAAUGAUUAUCUUAACGAACAUAAAUCGUUUUCUAUAUU
This is a messenger RNA of Sipha flava (yellow sugarcane aphid), 3827 nucleotides long. It is a transcript of the gene Fs, whose product is annotated as follistatin-A. The record is from RefSeq and is a predicted model, not a curated record. Bases 801 to 1907 code for a protein of 368 amino acids. Gene Ontology annotation, biological process: anatomical structure development. NCBI's taxonomy places the organism in Eukaryota, Metazoa, Arthropoda, Insecta, Hemiptera, Aphididae. Gene Ontology annotation, molecular function: collagen binding; protein binding; extracellular matrix binding. The transcript has 8 exons.